This is a messenger RNA of Mustela erminea (ermine), 1080 nucleotides long. RefSeq names its product DnaJ heat shock protein family (Hsp40) member C17 (gene DNAJC17). Bases 76 to 972 code for a protein of 298 amino acids. Gene Ontology annotation, biological process: spliceosomal complex disassembly. Gene Ontology annotation, molecular function: RNA binding. The transcript is spliced from 12 exons. The record is from RefSeq and is a predicted model, not a curated record. Lineage: Eukaryota; Metazoa; Chordata; Mammalia; Carnivora; Mustelidae. Gene Ontology annotation, cellular component: spliceosomal complex.
CGACGGACCUGGAGAAUCCCUACGCACGCUUAGGCUCUUGGGAGUUGUAGUACGAAUCCCCUCAGGAUUGGAACCAUGGCGGUGGCCAAGGAGCUCUUACAGAUGGACCUGUAUGCGCUGCUAGGUAUCGAGGAGAAAGCGGCGGACAAAGAGGUGAAGAAGGCCUAUAGGCAGAAGGCCCUCUCCUGCCACCCAGACAAAAACCCGGAUAAUCCCAGAGCAGCUGAGCUCUUCCACCAGCUUUCUCAGGCCUUGGAGGUACUGACCGAUGCUGCAGCCAGGGCUGCAUAUGACAAGGUCAGGAAAGCCAAGAAGCAGGCAGCGGAGAGGACCCAGAAACUUGAUGAGAGAAGGAAGAAAGUGAAGCUUGACCUGGAGGCCCGAGAGCGGCAGGCCCAGGCCCACGGCAGUGAGGAGGAGGAGGAAAGCAGGAGCACCAGGACACUGGAGCAGGAGAUCGAACGCCUUCGAGAAGAGGGCUCCCGGCAGCUGGAGGAGCAGCAGAAGCUGAUCCAGGAGCAGAUACGCCAGGAGCGGGAUCAGAGGUUGAGAGGAAAGGCAGAAAGUCCUGAAGGCAGAGGAACCCCUAAGCUAAAGCUAAAAUGGAAGUGCAAGAAGGAAGAUGAGUCAAAAGGCGGCUACUCCAGAGAUGUCCUCUUACAGCUUUUCCAGAAGUAUGGAGAGGUGCUUAACCUGGUGCUUUCUAGUAAGAAGGCUGGCACUGCUGUGGUAGAGUUCGCAACCAUCAAGGCUGCGGAGCUGGCUGUCCAGAAUGAAGUGGGCCUGGUUGAUAACCCUCUGAAGAUUUCCUGGUUGGAGGGACGACCGCAGGGUGGGAGGGGCCCCAGCCACUCAGGACUGUCACAGAGGGGAGCCUUUGAACUCCGCAAGUCCGCACAGAGGAGGGAAGAGGGAGGCUGUUGGUAUGGGGCUCAGUGCUGUCGGAGAGGGACUACGAGAGCCUCGUCAUGAUGCGCAUGCGCCAGGCAGCGGAGCGGCAACAGCUGAUCGCCCAGAUGCAGCGGGAGGACGAGGUGGGGCAGCCCACGUAGUCUUCUAACUCCAGCCCACUCACCCACA